Messenger RNA from Drosophila erecta, 1909 nucleotides. RefSeq names its product luciferin 4-monooxygenase. The transcript has 3 exons. Lineage: Eukaryota; Metazoa; Arthropoda; Insecta; Diptera; Drosophilidae. Gene Ontology annotation, biological process: long-chain fatty acid metabolic process; fatty-acyl-CoA biosynthetic process. The coding region runs from base 53 to 1666 and encodes 537 amino acids. The record is from RefSeq and is a predicted model, not a curated record. Gene Ontology annotation, molecular function: long-chain fatty acid-CoA ligase activity.
UGCAGUUGAAAUCUAACUUCAUUUGACACACAAAGUUUGUUGCCUAAAAAGAAUGCCGUACACCCCAGUGAAUUCCUACGAUAAUGACCAAAAGAUCUGGAGUGGUGAGCCGGUUAAAGAAAACUUCGACCCGGACUUGUCCAUCGGGGAGAUCAUUUUCCACGAGAUGCGGCGGCAUCCGCAGCUCACUGCCCAGAUCUCUGCUACGGAGGGCACGUUGCUGACCAGAGAGGAGCUCCUGGCCAAUGCCAUGCGCGUGGCCAGCUUUAUGCGAUCGGAGGGACUGCGUCAAUCCGACAUAGUGGGCAUUAUAGGCCGGAACACCACCCACAUGCCUGCCGUGGCCUACGCCUGUUUCUUCAACGGAAUAGCUUUUCACUCGCUGAACAUUAUGUACGAUUGCGAUACGAUCGAAAAGAUCUACAAGCUCACAAGGCCUUGCAUUAUUUUCUGCGAUGGAGAUGAGUUUGAGAAGGUGCGAUCUGCGACGGCCAAACUGGACGUUAAGAUUGUCACCAUGCGCAACCAUCCGUUGGAUUCCAUAAAGAUCGAAGAGGUUUUGGCCACGCCCAUCGAGAGAAACUUCCAGCCAGCGAAGCUGGAACAGGGCAACGAUCAGACUUUGGCCAUUCUGUGCUCUUCGGGAACAACUGGAACUCCAAAGGCUGUGACCAUAACCAACAGUCGGCACAUCCUCACCAGCAUCUAUCAGCUGACCACCGCUGAUAUUCAGUACUCCCACAACACCCUUGACUGGAUCACCGGCUUGUAUAUCACCAUACACUCCGGAGUGUUCAGCGCUACCCGCAUCAUCGCGGAUAAUGCCUUCGAUCCCGCCUUUGCCAUGCGAAUCAUCGAGGAGUACAAGGUGACCUGGACCAUACAGACACCAUCCGCCAUGGCUCUAAUGAUAAACUGCCCAGAUUUUGAAACCCGCGAUCUGUCGAGCCUCCAGUGCUUCUUGUUCGGCGGAUCCCGGGCUGCGUUGGAGGUUCAGAAAGCCAUCCGGAGCCGUCUAAGCCAUGAUUGCCUGCAGUUUGCCUAUGGAUUUACCGAGCUCGGCGCAAUAGCCGCCAUCAACACUCAUUUCGACGAGAAAGCCGGAUCGGUGGGUCGAUUGGUCAAUGGGCUGAAGCUGAAGAUUAUCAAUGAUGAGGGCGUCUCGCUGGGACCGGACGAGGUUGGAGAGGUGUGCAUCAAGAACAACCAGCACUGGUCGGGAUACUACGGAAACGAAGCUGAGACCAGUUCCAUGCGAGAUUCCCAGCAGUGGUAUCACUCCGGCGACCUUGGGUACAUGGAUCGGGAUGGCUUCCUGUACAUUGUGGACCGCAAGAAGGAUAUGCUGAAGUACCAGAACAUCAUGUACUAUCCCAACGAUAUAGAAAGCGUCAUCUCGGAGAUGCCGCAGGUCGCCGAGGUCUGUGUCUUCGGGAUAUGGAGCAACACCUUUGGGGACGAAGCUGCAGCUUCUGUCGUUAAGAAACUGGGCACUGAGCUGGAGGCCCAGGAUGUGGUGGCCUACGUGAGUUCUCGGACUGAUUCCAAGUACAAGCAGUUGAACGGAGGAGCCGUCAUUGUGGGGGACCUGCAGCGGAGUGCCAAUGGAAAGACCAACCGAAUGGCCAACAAGGCCCACUUCUUGCAUGUAAAGAAUAGGAGCUGAAGGGUUUUUGCUUUUUUUGUACAGUGUAUACCACUGCCAGCAGUUGGUUAAAAUAAAAUAAGGAGCAAAAAUAGGACAUUGUUUAAGAUAAAUUAAUUUCCUUGAGAAUUUUAAUUUGCAAUACCAAAUUAUUGGUACCAAUUGCUUGGCCAUGAUAAGAAAUUGUGACUACGUUUAAUUGGGCAUUUCCAGCAUUAUCCAAUGCUAACCACUGUUUUCAGUUUUUGAGGAAUAAUAAACUAC